AGCUCACAAACAGUGUUUUUGAACUAUUCAUAGUUCUAGAAUUUAAAUUACCUGUUGUACAGUUCUGUUCCCUUUUUCUUUAUACCCAAUUAACCCACGUUCCUACCAAUCAACGACUGCGUACAUCUAUUUACAGCCCAAGAUGUUCAACGCACCGAUGAAACAAACAUCUAGCGAAGCUCUCAAACGAUAGCAAACAUGGCUUCUGAAGCAAAAGAGCUCCAUACGGUAAUGUUCCCAUAUUUUGCUUUUGGUCACAUCGGCCCAUUCAUACAACUCUCUAACAAGCUUUCUCUUCACGGGGUUAGAAUCUCUUUCCUGACAGCUCCUGGUAACGUUUCACGCAUUAAAUCUUCAUUCCUUCUUUCUCCAAAGAUCCAAAUUAUCCCUCUUCAAAUUCCUCCAAUCCAAGGCCUUCCUCCUGACUUCCACAACACCUCUGAAAUGACACCUGCUAUGCAUGAGCUCCUCAAGCAAGCUUUGGACCUCAUGCAGCCUCAAGUCAAGAUUGUAUUAUCAGGUCUCAAACCCCAAUUUGUCUUCUUCGAUUUCUUCCAACACUGGCUUCCAGAACUAUGCUCUCAACUUGGCAUCAAGACGCUUUGCUUCUCAGUCUUCUCUGCCAUCUCAGGUGCUUACCUUACUGUCCCUGCAAGGCUCAUAGGAGUAGAAGGUGAGAAACCCACUGUUGAUGAUCUAAAGAAGCCUCCACACGGCUUCCCAGAAACCUCAGUUACCUCUCUCAAAGCAUUCCAGGCUGAAGACGUGUCGUAUAUUUUCAAGAGCUUUGAUGGUGGCCCUACGGUUUAUUCUAGAGUCAUCGACUGCCUCAACAGUUGCAGUGCCAUAGUUAUCAAAACCUGCAACGAAAUGGAAGCUCCUUAUGUUGAUUUCAUGAAGACUCAGUUUCAAAAGCAAGUUCUUUUAAGUGGUCCACUUACUCCAGACCCACCAUCCGGUGUGCUAGAGGAGAAAUGGGCAGAUUGGUUGGGUGAACAUCCAGCCAAGUCUGUUAUUUUUGCCUCCUUUGGUAGUGAAACAUUUCUCAAAGAUGAUCAGAUAAACGAACUAGCUAUUGGUUUGGAACUCACAGGAUUGCCAUUUUUUCUGGUUUUGAACUUCCCUGCUGGAGUUCAUGGCCAGGCUGAGCUUGAGCGGCUCUUGCCAAAAGGGUUCACAGAGGCGAUCAAGGGUAGGGGGGUUGUCCACACAGGUUGGGUCCAACAGCAGCUUAUAUUAGCCCAUGAUAGUGUAGGCUGUUAUGUUUGUCACUCUGGGUUUAGUUCUGUUAUUGAAGCUUUGAUGAACGAUUGCCAGUUGGUCCUGUUACCAUUCAAGGGUGACCAGUUCUUAAACUCAAAGCUCAUCGCGGAGGACAUGAAGGCGGCAGUGGAGGUGAGUAGGAGAGAAGAGGAUGGGUAUUUCUCAAGGGAAAACAUUAGGGAUCCUGUCCAGACUGUGAUGGUGGAGGUUGACAAGAAACCAGGCAUGUCCAUAAGAGAGAAUCAUAAGAAGUGGAAGGAUUUCCUGCUGAAUGCAGAGAUACAGGGCAGGCUUUUUUCUGAUCUGGUUCAAGAAAUGAAAGCCAUGGCAUAGAAGUAAAACGCUUUCCGUUGGGGUCCUUGUGCUUUCCAUUGAAAGUCGAAGCAUCUUUAUGUGUUUUUCAAUAACGUUUGGCAAAGAAUUCCCUCAAAUAACAAUAAAAAAUAAUUGCCAA
This is a messenger RNA of Durio zibethinus, 1717 nucleotides long. RefSeq names its product anthocyanidin-3-O-glucoside rhamnosyltransferase-like. Gene Ontology annotation, molecular function: UDP-glucosyltransferase activity. NCBI's taxonomy places the organism in Eukaryota, Viridiplantae, Streptophyta, Magnoliopsida, Malvales, Malvaceae. The record is from RefSeq and is a predicted model, not a curated record.